GGCCUGGUGGCACCUACACUUGAGAUGGCUAAUGUUGUGUUGGGUGUUUGCUUGCUGUGUGCCAGGCUCUACCCCUCCCUGUGCUGUGGUGUUUCCUCUUUAUGGAGACAAUGUACAGAUAGAAAACUGCAGGAACCUUCUCUGCUGUACGCAGUAGAGACAAGAAUACGCAGUGGACACAGGAAUACGCAGUGGAGACAGGAAUACGCAGUGGACACAGGAAUACGCAGUGGACACAGGAAUAUGCAGUGGAGACAGGAAUAUGCAGUGGAGACAGGAAUACGCAGUGGACACAGGAAUACGCAGUGGACACAGGAAUACGCAGUGGAGACUGGAAUAUGCAGUGGAGACAGGAACACGCAGUGGAGACAGGAAUACGCAGUAGAGACAAGAAUACGCAGUGGACACAGGAAUACGCAGUGGACACAGGAAUACGCAGUGGAGACAGGAAUACGCAGUGGACACAGGAAUACGCAGUGGACACAGGAAUAUGCAGUGGAGACAGGAAUACGCAGUGGACACAGGAAUACGCAGUGGACACAGGAAUACGCAGUGGACACAGGAAUACGCAGUGGAGACAGGAAUAUGCAGUGGAGACAGGAAUACGCAGUGGACACAGGAAUACGCAGUGGACACAGGAAUACGCAGUGGAGACUGGAAUAUGCAGUGGAGACAGGAACACGCAGUGGAGACAGGAAUAUGCAGUGGAGACAGGAAUACGCAGUGGAGACAGGAAUACGCAGUGGACACAGGAAUACGCAGUGGAGACAGGAAUACGCAGUGGAGACAGGAACACGCAGUGGAGACAGGAACACGCAGUGGAGACAGGAAUACGCUGUGGAGACAGGAAUACACUGGGUCGGUUUGGACGUUGGUGCUGGGGAUUGAAGCAAGCCUUGAACGCGACCAGACAGUGCUGUAACUGAACUGCUUCUUCCCUGGGGCAGUGUUUCUUUCAGUUCCGAGGUUCUGCUCACCUGGUUUCUAAUUUAUGCAGAUAAAUCUCUGGGUCAAGCAUAAGUGUGCCUACAACUUUAGCCCUUGGAAGGGAAAGGCAGGGGAUUGGGAGUUUAACCCCAACCUGCACUGCGCAGUGAGACUCUAUCUCAAAAUAAUAAUAUUGCAGUUGGUAAUCGGGUCUGUGAAUCCAAAAUAGUCCUGAAAUAUCAUGUUUUAUCAGUCUCUUUUAUAAAAACCUAACAAUAUUACCAAAAAGCCAUUGGACUGUCUGGAGUACUGGAGUUGGGAGCAUUAGAAAAUGAGGAAACAGACAGUGGCUCUCUGCUGCUGCCUGUCUGAAGGUGUAGAAGGUCCUCCAUUGGUAGAGGUUUCAAGCAGAAGGCAGCAGUAUUGCCAUUCAUCU
Molecule: messenger RNA, 1363 nt
Organism: Mus musculus (house mouse)
Lineage: Eukaryota; Metazoa; Chordata; Mammalia; Rodentia; Muridae
Product: predicted gene, 46731
Exons: 2
Coding region: 25-888 (287 amino acids)
Source: RefSeq, a predicted model, not a curated record